Messenger RNA from Parasteatoda tepidariorum (common house spider), 1785 nucleotides. NCBI's taxonomy places the organism in Eukaryota, Metazoa, Arthropoda, Arachnida, Araneae, Theridiidae. The record is from RefSeq and is a predicted model, not a curated record.
AUGGUGGCAUAUGCGACUUGCAUCUUUUUGAAGGCGGAAAGAGAUGGAAAAGUUACUUGCCAACUCAUUCAAGCAAGAUCUAGAGCUGCCCCAUUGAGAAAAGUGUCGAUGCCAAGAUUAGAAUUACUAGCAUGUAAUAUUGGAGCUAUAUUGGCUGAUACAGUGAAAAAGAAUUUAAGAUUGGAAGAUAUUGAAACAUUUUUUUGGAGCGACUCCAUGGACUCUCUCUAUUGGAUAAGGAAGGAAGACCCUUGGACGAUUUUCGUAUCCAAUCGAGUUGACGAAAUUCGACGACUUUCAGAAGCUAGUGACUGGAAGUUUGUUCCGGGAACCCAAAAUCUAGCGGAUUUGCCUUCAGGAGGUUGCACAGUUAAAACCCCAUUGAAGAGACAAUGGCACGAAGGACCAUCUUGGUUUAAAGAAUCAAGAGAAAACUGGCUUAAUUUUGAUUUAGUUCCUGAUGAAAAAAUAGUGUCAGAAAAUCAUUGCAUCAUCUUUAAAUAUAAAAAAGCAAGCAGUAAGAAAAUAGGAAAAUUAUCUGUAGAAAAGCUUAUUAAAGCUGAACUCAAAAUCUUGAAAAGGGUUCAAGAAGACUCAUUCCAAGGUGAAAAAUUGAAGAGCCUGAAAUUUCUGUCGAUAUUUACAGACGCUAAUGGACUUCUGAGAAUUAAAACAAAAAUCCUUAUGCGAGAAGACAAUGAAAACUUUAAAGUUCCAAUUAUUUUACCAUCUGAUCAUCAUGUUCUUAAGAGCCUUAUUUUACACAAACGUAAAGAACUUGGACAUCCUGGAGUACAAUCUUUAAUGGUAGCUCUGAAAGAAGAUUAUUGGAUAUUAAAAACUAGAAGAACUGUAAAAAAGGUAAUGAAAACCUGCAUAACUUGUCAACGAUUUAAUGUGAAAAGACCUGAAAUGUCAGAAGGAAUACUCCCGGAGGACAGAGUGAAAAACGCCUCAAUUUUUGAAGUUAUAGGAGUGGAUGUUACUGGACCAUCGUUUACGAAGGACAACAAGAAAGUGUGGAUCGCAAUUUUCACCUGUGUGAUUUAUAGGGCAGUACACUUAGAACUAUUGACAUCAAUUUCAACUGAUAAUUUCAUACUUGCCAUAAGAAGAUUUAUCGUACGCAGAGGACGUCCGUCAAUUAUCUACUCCGACUAUGGGACUAAUUUUAUUGGAACUAACAACUCUCUGAAGAAUAUCAACUUAGAAAGACUAAAGACAACCUUUUCUCCAAUUUUAUGGAGAUUCCUACCCCCGACUGCUCCAUGGUGGGGAGGAUUUUUUGAGAGGUUAAUAGGACUUUUGAAAAGAAUUUUGAGGAAGGUCCUAGGUCAUACAUCCUUAAAUUACCAGGAAAUUGAAACUGUUUUGUGUGAUUGUGAAAGCCAACUCAAUUCAAGACCCUUAACAUAUGUUAGCGAUGAUCCCGAUGAUUUAUGUCCUUUAACACCUGAUUUAUUCCUGAAAGACACUCGUACUAGUAGUACUACGGACUUGGAUAGAUUAAAGCUAACUGACAAGACGGAAUUAAACAAAAGACUUGCGUAUAGAAGAAGACUGAUGACAGAUUUACGAGCAAGAUUCCGUAGUGAAUAUCUGAGUCAGCUACAUCAUAGACUGACAGUUCGAAAACCAACAUACCAUCCUAAAGUAAAACCUGUAACAGGUUUUACCUUUGUUACAGGUUUUACCUGUAACAAAUAUCACCUAACUACGAUUCUCGGACCAAAACUGACUCACCAAUAUCACCAGAUACAUGUUUAUUCAGCCCAAUGGUAUUAA